Molecule: messenger RNA, 1374 nt
Organism: Aureobasidium namibiae CBS 147.97
Lineage: Eukaryota; Fungi; Ascomycota; Dothideomycetes; Dothideales; Saccotheciaceae
Exons: 1
Source: RefSeq, a predicted model, not a curated record
CGUCCGUCGUCGCCUGCACUAGAUGUGUCUCCCUCGCUAGCCCUCUACCCCACUGGUUGUCCUUCGCUGGAUACCCGUUCCGAACGAUCAGUGUCCACGCCGUCAACAAUAUCUAGCAGAUCAGCGUCCUCGUCUUCAGCUCGUUCAGAAUCAGGCCGUCGCAAGAAUGGUUAUAUGCGACCACAAGGUACCGCCUUCUCAGACUCUGCUCGCAAUCGCGACAGUGUCAUGAGUCUAGGUAGUAUCGCUCACAUGCAAUACUACUUUGCUCGUACUGGCCUUCUCGACGGCAAAGGCGGUCAAUUCGCAAAACCGAAAAAAGGCGUUAGACAACUGGAUACCAAUAUCGCCAUAUACACCACAUCAGAAGAUGGCUUGGUUGAGAGUCCGAAAGAUGCCAAUGAAGAAUGGUCAGAGCCUGUCAUGCUGCCACCGACUGUGUCGACAUACGCCUACAAAGAGCCAAAUGUACAACCUCCACCAGAGCUCCCUGUGCUUCGUCGACAGCUUCGUGAAGCCUUGGAUGAUGCUCGGAAAGUACUACAAGAGUCGGCAGAGAAUGUAUCAUACGAUGAUGCUACUCGAGAAGCAAUCGUCGAGUCGGUACGCUUACCCACAAUCUCCGAUGAACCACCAAUCGCCCAAGGCUGGCAUGAGAUCAUGGGUCUCCACCUUCUCGAUAUCAUAACCCUGGCUAUUCGUGCCGCGAAGACCUACUACACAUCACACCCUCGCCCCCAACAGCUCUAUACGAUUCAGUCGGAACGCAAAAUUCGCGGAGACUUGUACGAAGUUCUUGAUGUGCUGAAACGCGCAGCUGCUAGAGAGUUCAGAGGAGGCAUCAAAGAGGAAGAAAGAGCUGGGAUAAAGUCUUGGAUCGACAGCAUCAGCGAUUUGAUGUCGAAAGAGCAAUCUCGCGAACAAGAAGAGCAGGACUCUCGAACAAAAUCUGCAUGGCGUCAUGGGGACUGGGCCGGUCGGGAACGUGAAAGAGAAUGGCUUUUCAUGUCCUCUUUCGACACCAGCGCAGAUCCUCUUCCACAGUGGACCGAAUCUAGCCCCGAUGCACCCUCUCCGUUCCUACAAGCUCUACAGAGCGGACUACGCUUGGUACAACUUCACAAUGAGAUGGUCCGUCGUUCUGAGCGUCCUUUUGGCGAGAUCAAGACAUUCUUCACAGACGUCGCAAAGCCAUAUCGAUGUGCCGAAAAUCUGCGUUUCUGGUCAAAAGCUGCAGAGCUUCGAUGGGAGACAUCGCUAUCUUUCAACGUGCUCCACGUCGUACACGGCAAGGAUGCAAACGCCUGGCAGCAAUUUGACGAAACCGUCUUGAAGUGGUGCCGUGGAGUGCGAGAGGAGAUCACUAGGGAGUGG